Molecule: messenger RNA, 772 nt
Organism: Rhizopus microsporus ATCC 52813
Lineage: Eukaryota; Fungi; Mucoromycota; Mucoromycetes; Mucorales; Rhizopodaceae
Exons: 1
Coding region: 391-750 (119 amino acids)
Source: RefSeq, a predicted model, not a curated record
ACAAGAUCUGGUGGUCACUCCAAGAGAAUAACAGAGAAUAACAGUAUAUGUAAAGACGAUUCAAAUAAUAAUCAGAGCUACUAAUCUGUCAAUUAAUAGACCAAUCGUAACCAUAUGCUGGAAUCUAUCAAAGCCUUACAUUCUGCCGAGGGUAGUGCAGUUGAGAAGAAAGCACUAGUUGACUUUUUUAUGUUAUUGUAAGUUGCAAAAAUGUCAUCCUAGAUUUUUACUGACAACAUUACCAUUUUUAUGUUGUAGUGGUGAAGAGAUUUAUGACGAUGUGGGUGAUACUUUGUCUGAGUCCGAGGCAUGCCUCAACAGUAAUUUGAUAAAGCACUGUUUGCAAGUAUGUUCUCGUAUGCUUCGUAAUAAGAAGUAUGACAUUACUAUAUGCCCGGAGAAGCUGAGUUAGUUUCUAUGACUGAGCGACUAAGCAAGCAAGGAUUACUUGACAAUCGUUUCAAAUACUAUGCAGAUGGCAAAGUAAGAAUUAAUGCUGACAAGCAAGAGCUUUUGCUUCUUGAGGUUUCUUCUGCUCUGGGUCGAGCAACCCAAGACAAGGUUGCCUUUGAUCAUACCAAAGCCAUAUUUGGGCUUCUUGCCAUAUUGAAGACUCUCGCCUGCAAAUAUAGUCACGGAUCAUUUGAAUCUUUUAAAAAAAUUGAAUUUCACUUCAUUCAUGUUCAUGAUAAUAAUAGUAAUAUCUUUUCGAUGCAUAAGUCAAUAGAAGUCAACAUAAUUUUGGUUUAAUAGGCCACGCAGUUAGACGCUG